This is a messenger RNA of Entamoeba invadens IP1, 1060 nucleotides long. RefSeq lists its product as hypothetical. The transcript has a single exon. The annotation marks the transcript as partial. Lineage: Eukaryota; Evosea; Mastigamoebida; Endamoebidae. The record is from RefSeq and is a predicted model, not a curated record.
AUGUCAAAAGGAGAGCUCACAAGCAGUCAAGUCACAUUCACAAAUGGGCAAACUCUGGGAGAACCCAUUGAGGGAUAUAUUACGCUUUGUUUUGAUGAUCCCAUUUUUGUUACGUCAAUAGCAGUGGAACUUUCUUCUGUCAUAUAUACGGGUGUUAACACCCUUGGUGGGAUAGCUUCAGUUCUUCCCGACGAAGAUACCAACGAGAAGAGUUGGUCCAGUGUAUCCCGAAAAGUGAAAAUGUCGAAAGAGUUUCAAGUUGUAUCUCCGCAUUAUGUGAUGGAUGAGAGAAUAACAGAAAUACCACCGGGGACACACAAAUUUGCGUUUAGAAUUUCCGCUGGGGAAUUCACUCAUGGGGUUUCCGUGUUUGAAAAUUCUGUUGGGAUAUGCUACGAAAUCACACCCAUCAUUUACGCCCUCAAAAACAAGAAAAUUACUGGAAAACACUGUGUGGUCCCCCUCAUAUACACAAACACUAAUUUACCAACAGAAUUGUGUGACCCCGUAUACACGAAAAAAGAGUAUAACAAAUACGUCUUGGACAUUUCAUGCGAUGUGGGGUCGGCAUUUCAAGGAGCUUCUUUGACUGGGAAAUUCUCGGUGACCAAUCGGUCGAAAACUUCUAUAGAAAGAGUUUCUGUCUUCUUUGCGACAUUUGCGUCAGACUCGCUUAACAAAACACAAUCGAAAAGAAUCAACUCGUCGUCGUCGAUAUAUAACAUCCCCGUUGGUACGUCGACAUUCACAUAUAAGAUGAAUGUCCCGAUGACUACGCCUCCAGACAUGACAGACGCUCCCAUGAGAAUGACGAAUAUGUUAGUCAUCGAGUUUUCAAAAGGCACUGUGAAGAAACAAAACAAGCGAAUUGUAUUGCCCGUUUAUAUUGUGGCAAGACCAGCGAAUUCAAGGAAUGCAGAGGAGUUUAUGAAAGCGAUGAAUUUGGACGCGAUGAAGAUAACUCCAUUUAACGAAGUCCCUUUUGGUCUCCCACCAAAGUACUCUGCGUUAUGUCCACAGGGGGUCGAAGAGGCUGUUUUACAGAACGGCGACCCCAUUG